UUGAGACCUGCGAGGCAUAAGCAUCCAUCCUGUUCAUCACAUCGUGCCAUCAUGCGUGAAUGCAUCAGCGUACACAUCGGCCAGGCCGGAGUGCAGAUCGGCAACGCGUGCUGGGAGCUGUACUGCCUGGAGCACGGCAUCCAGCCUGAUGGCCAGAUGCCCUCAGACAAAACCAUCGGCGGAGGCGACGAUUCCUUCAACACCUUCUUCAGCGAGACCGGCGCCGGCAAACACGUGCCCAGGGCAGUCUUUGUCGACCUCGAACCCACCGUUGUAGACGAGGUUCGCACGGGCACCUACCGCCAGCUUUUCCACCCUGAGCAGCUCAUCACAGGCAAGGAGGACGCGGCCAACAACUAUGCCAGGGGCCACUACACCAUCGGCAAGGAGAUCGUCGACCUCGUGCUCGACCGCGUCAGAAAACUGGCCGACCAGUGCACCGGCCUGCAGGGUUUCUUGAUCUUCCAUUCAUUUGGAGGAGGCACAGGGUCAGGCUUCACGUCACUUCUGAUGGAGCGACUCUCAGUCGACUACGGCAAGAAGAGCAAACUCGAGUUCUCGAUCUACCCGGCACCUCAGGUGUCAACAGCGGUGGUAGAGCCCUACAACUCUAUCCUGACGACGCACACGACACUCGAGCACUCAGACUGCGCCUUCAUGGUCGACAACGAAGCCAUCUACGACAUCUGUAGGAGGAACCUCGACAUCGAGCGGCCAACCUACACCAACCUCAACAGACUCAUCGGCCAGAUCGUGUCCUCCAUCACCGCCUCGCUCAGGUUUGACGGCGCGCUGAACGUCGACCUGACGGAGUUCCAAACAAACCUGGUGCCUUACCCGCGCAUCCACUUCCCCCUCGCCACGUACGCCCCCGUCAUCUCCGCUGAGAAGGCUUACCACGAACAGCUCUCCGUCAGCGAGAUCACCAACGCGUGCUUCGAGCCAGCCAAUCAGAUGGUAAAGUGCGAUCCUCGACACGGCAAGUACAUGGCGUGCUGUAUGCUGUACCGCGGAGACGUGGUGCCCAAAGACGUCAACGCCGCCAUUGCGUCCAUCAAGACCAAGCGCACCAUACAGUUUGUGGACUGGUGCCCCACUGGCUUUAAGGUGGGUAUCAACUACCAGCCCCCUACGGUAGUGCCGGGUGCAGACCUGGCGAAGGUGUCGCGCGCCGUGUGCAUGUUGUCCAACACCACAGCCAUCGCUGAGGCCUGGGCCCGCCUCGACCACAAGUUUGAUCUCAUGUACGCCAAACGUGCCUUCGUGCACUGGUAUGUUGGAGAAGGAAUGGAGGAAGGUGAGUUCUCCGAGGCGCGGGAAGACUUGGCCGCCCUAGAGAAAGACUACGAGGAGGUCGGCGUGGACUCGACUGAAGCUGAGGACGAAGAAGGUGGUGAAGAGUACUGAGAGGAACCACGCCUGCUGGAGGAACCUUUACCUGUUGAAGAGCCUCGGGUUGAGGAGCAAGAGGAGACUCUUGAAGUGAAGGAAGAGGUUAAGAUCAAGAGCGGCGUCAGGAGUCGGCUAGAUCUAAGUUCACGUCCGGCAUGGAGGUGAACACGUGCCUACGUAACGAACUAAUACUCAUACUAACAAACUAAACGAACUAAAUACUCAUACUUACGAUGAAACGAACUCACACUCGCUCAGUGUUUGUUUGUUUACAUUAUCCAGCAGGCAAAUGAACUUCGUGUUUUGUUUAUCAACGAAAAUUCGGUCGAUGAUUGCGUCGGAUUGGAAAACUACAAAAAAACUUAUUUGAUGACGCGAAUGAAAUUGUAAAGAUUUUAGUCGUGUUCUAGAUAAAAAAUUCAUCUUGCGUUAUUUUCUCUUUUAAGAUAAACUUAUUUUCAUGGUUUUUAAUUGCUCGCAUUGUUUAAAUUUGUCGCGUAAUUUUCUUACACUGCCGCCGAAAUUAUUGUUGCCAUGCAGCAGUUCACGUUUCACUCGCUUCCACUAACACCUUGAUAUUUGAAACGCAGUAGAUCACUGACAACUAUGUUAACUUCACUUCACAGUUCAUGUUGUUUAUUAAACUUUCUCCGUUAAUAUUGUAGGAGAAUAAAAAACACGUAGCAAACAUGGAUAUGAACGUGCACCUAAUUUUAACCAUAAAUAUGGUGAGAAAUUUGAUCUUACGUACAAGGCACCAUCACGCAUUUACACCCAGCGAUGACAUCAUCUCAUUCAUCUUCCACUAAUGUUUACAUAGGCAAAUUUUCGCUAUGUUCAAAUCACACUCAUCGCACACGUAUUUUUAAUGAAGAAAUACAAUGAUUAAUUCCUUAUUUAUCGCACGAAUUAUAUAUACAAAAAACCAACUAGCUAAUGGCAUUCACUUCACCAAAAAUAAAGUUUUUUUUCUGCAGUAUGUUUGAAUAUUUUUUCGUUGAACUUGCGUCGGUUGUAUUUCACCUCGCUUUUCCUGUAGGUGUCUUGUGCGGUCUAUCGCUCAUAUGUAACUCGAUAUUCCUCCCUGCUCAUGCUAAUGGGUCAGAGACAUGUCUUGCUUCGUGGGAGAAUGGCAAUGUAGAUUUACGCGGUAUAAACAUUAGUUUAACCUUAAUUUUAUUAAUGGUAACAACUUACAACGCCGUAUAAUAACUGCUCACACAUUUGCACGAGUAGACAUGAUUCUCUAUUAGCGGUCAUCAUAACACUUUCUUUCACUCAUGAAUCAUUGACAGAAAUCGACUAGAUUAAACUUAGUCGUCACUCUGAUCACAGCCACUGCAGCCAAGCACACGCUAAAGUCAAAGUUAAUGCAUGCAAUGCAACGGCUUCAUGUGUCGAGAUGUGUAUGUAAUUUCACUAAUUAAA
This is a messenger RNA of Hyalella azteca, 2820 nucleotides long. Its product is annotated as tubulin alpha-1A chain. Gene Ontology annotation, biological process: microtubule cytoskeleton organization; mitotic cell cycle. Gene Ontology annotation, molecular function: structural constituent of cytoskeleton; GTP binding. The coding region runs from base 52 to 1407 and encodes 451 amino acids. NCBI's taxonomy places the organism in Eukaryota, Metazoa, Arthropoda, Malacostraca, Amphipoda, Hyalellidae. The transcript has 9 exons. The record is from RefSeq and is a predicted model, not a curated record. Gene Ontology annotation, cellular component: microtubule; cytoplasm.